UCAAGUUUUAAGUUGUCAAAAUUGUAUUUAAAAAUUAUAAAUUUUCACUUUUUGCUGUGGGGAAAGCAAGCUUCAAAACUGUUUUGAAAAUGUUGGAGCGACGCCGAAGAUCCCAGAUGAGACUGGAUCCCCUAUUACCCAUUCCAACUGGAACCACCACGAUGCGAAGGACACGUCGAGUGUGCGUAAAUAUCGAAGCUAAUGGCUCCGGGCCCCUUAGAUCUCGAAGAAGACGAAGAAGGGAGUUACUCAAUACUUUCUUCAUGACCUAUCCUCCAGCUUAUGACCCUAUGCAGCUGGGUCAUCCUUGGGGCUUUAAUUUCUGUCCUAAUGAAUUGCCUAAUGCUUAUGGAAAUUUAUUUGAUUUCCCUGACCGCUUAAAUGCGGGUGAGCAGUAUGAAUAUGAUACUCCUCCGACAGAAACUGGUCCCCAGACUGUUCAUGAACUCAAGGAUAUUUUUAUGGGGUUGGAUAAUUAUUUGCAAGCGGAAAAGAUCAAGCUGAUGGAGAAUAACCAAGAAAGGCCCAUUUCCAGUGAGAAUCACGAAGACGAAAAACUGAUUCCGAAGGAAAGCCAACUCUCAGUACUAACUGAUAUAAUGUGUGAAACCAUUGACAGGUUAAACAAUUACUUAGCUAAUCAAUCCCAGAAACAGGAGUGUCCGUCUGCUCUUAACCAAAUUAACCCGUUGGGGGGUAGAAUACCACCUGUCCAGGUUUUGCAGCUACCAGUGCAACCGAUGAUCCUACAAUCUUUGCCUCCUUGUCCACCGUGCAAUUAUUUUGCACCAUCUGAAUCCUGCUUACAAAAGAAAUCCUCUGAUCGCUUGCCUUGGUUAAAGGAGAGAAAACGUAAACGUCCCUCUAAGCCCGCUGCCUAUAUACACUUGCAGAAUCAGGGAAGCAGUACCGAUGAUUUGGAAAUGUUGCCAAAGAUCUUGGAGUCAUCAAAUUCGGCGGGUAAAACCGAGAAGUUUUCAGUUCCCCUGCAUUCUCAAAGUCAAGUGAUGAAGGACGCUGGCACAACUAUGUGCUGCUCUAUGGAAUGUUGUAGGGAAAGUUGCGGAACGCUCAGGAGUCGGGAACACCUGCCUCCUACUUCUAUGCAGAGAACUCUUCCAAAAGCUCCAAUUUUACCGUUUUCUCUGUUAACAACUGUUGGUUAUCCGCCACCGUGUGUCAAGGCUCCACCACCAAGUAUUAAAUCAGAGGACGAUUUGGAUGAUCAAGAAAGGUUCUAUAAUCCGACAGGUGAAUCCAUUGGCUCCCCUCAAGCAUCUAGUUACAGCUCGAGCUGUGAUUAUCGCCAUCAAGGGGGAAAUCUAAGAUACUCCUAUAUUGAAGAGGAGGAGGAGCAGGUGGAUGAGGAUGACUGGUAUCAAAGUGCUAGCAAUAAGUUAGCUGAGUUAGAAGUGGAGCAGGACUACUUUCAGCUAAUGCAAAAGCAAAGGCAAAUUACCAGUAAAGAUCUGGAGUCAACCAGUGAAAAUAGUUUUAUAAAUGUUAUAGCCACUACCGAUAAGGCACUAAGCACUACGGAACUAAAUACGCAAAAUGCCAGAGAGCCUAUGCAAAUUGAGAGGGUUUGCAAGAAGUCCUCCAUGAAACAGCCACUUGGGCUUAUAAAUGGCAGCCAAAAGAGAAAUAUUGCAGGCCAUCAUAAGGUCAUGUUUGAAAAAGUGAAACAAACGGAAGGUGUGCAAGCUCAACCAGAAAUGAGAACCAUUGGGACGGAUCCAAUUAGAAAUGAAUCCCUUUCCACAAUUUUUACAGAUCAGAAGGUAUUGAAGCCCAGAAGCAAGAGUACUCAGAAACGCUCUGUUAGGCGUAAAAGCGGAACGAUAUAUUAA
Messenger RNA from Drosophila gunungcola (fruit fly), 1850 nucleotides. RefSeq lists its product as uncharacterized. The record is from RefSeq and is a predicted model, not a curated record. Lineage: Eukaryota; Metazoa; Arthropoda; Insecta; Diptera; Drosophilidae.